GGCGAAUAAGCCUUCAGUCGUUUGGUCCUGAAGAAAGACUACGCUUUAAUAUUCGUUUUCAUCUCCUUUUCUAUUUAAAAAUUUGAAUAUGCAUGUGAAAUUUUUACUUGUCGCAAUGUUGUUCGCGAUCGUGGCGUGGAAACCAGCAGAAAGUGCCACUGCCGAGCAAAUGGACAAAAUGGCAAGGAGUCUGCGCAGGUCUUGUUUGCAAAAAAUCGAUAUAUCAGAAGAUAAAGUGGAGGGCAUGCGAAGAGGUGAAUUUCCAGAAGAUCCAAAUCUUAAGUGCUAUACGAAUUGCAUUAUGAAAUUAAUUCGAACCUUUAAAAAUGGCAAUAUCGAUUUUGCUAUGGUGAUCAAGCAAGUAGAACUUUCGAUGGCACCGGAAGAAGCAGCCAUAAUGAAGGAAGCUAUACUGAAAUGUAGUCAUAUGGAAUACACCGGUGAUGAAUGCCAGAAAUCAUAUACGUUCGUAAAAUGCACCUACGACACGAAUCCGGAAAAGUUUUUCUUUCCUUAACAAACGACAUUCACGACAAACUGCACCAUCUUUCGAAGAGGCGCCGUGCAAAUUUAUCAAACUGCAAACCCACGAUCGCGAGAUCGAUAGAAGGAGCGAGCCACCGAUAACGUGUACGAAUAGUUUACUUAUUUUGAGCUGUAAUUUUCUUAAAUUUAGUAUGACGUUAUAUAAUACGAUCGUAAACUUUAAGAAAUAUUUUAGGUUGACAUUAAUUUUGCAAUCAAAAUAAUGUUAGUGAUCUACAUUACUGUGUUAUUAUACUUUCUUAUGUUGUUAGUUAUAGAGAAUGAAAUGUCCGAUUUUUAGCAAUUCAUACAUACUUCUGCUGAAACCUAAGAAAAGGAUAUGUUUAUAUAUCCUUUACACAUGUAUGUAAAUAUUAAAGAUGCAUAAACGAGAAAAUCAACUGUCUGAAAGACAAAGAUAUUCGUCGAAGGCGAUAAAAUUCGAUAUUUUAUACGUUACGAUCUAAUAUCGUACUGUAUCAAACAUUCGCAAUAAAAUAGCGUGAAGGUAUAA
Messenger RNA from Bombus impatiens (common eastern bumble bee), 1039 nucleotides. RefSeq names its product general odorant-binding protein 56d-like (gene Obp5). Gene Ontology annotation, cellular component: extracellular region. The transcript has 5 exons. Gene Ontology annotation, biological process: olfactory behavior; sensory perception of smell. Bases 89 to 517 code for a protein of 142 amino acids. Lineage: Eukaryota; Metazoa; Arthropoda; Insecta; Hymenoptera; Apidae. The record is from RefSeq and is a predicted model, not a curated record. Gene Ontology annotation, molecular function: odorant binding; dibutyl phthalate binding.